Fusarium tjaetaba is the source of this 969-nucleotide messenger RNA. Its product is annotated as lipase esterase. The record is from RefSeq and is a predicted model, not a curated record. Gene Ontology annotation, molecular function: hydrolase activity. Bases 1 to 969 code for a protein of 322 amino acids. Lineage: Eukaryota; Fungi; Ascomycota; Sordariomycetes; Hypocreales; Nectriaceae. The transcript has a single exon.
AUGACGCUUCGAUAUGAACCCGAAUUUUGGUCAGUCCUGGAGCCGCUGGUUCCCACACUGCCUAAGCGAGAACCGCUUUCCCUGGAUAAUAUCAAGGCUGGAAGGGAGGCACGAGAAGAUGACAUGAGGGCUGCGUUUGAAAGCUUGGAUACCUGUCCAGACGUGAAUCAAAGAUCUUAUAACAUUGAAACCCCCGAUAGUUACACCAUAUCCGUUCUUGCGCUCACGCCAGGCGUUGCUCAAGACGAUCCAGGGCCGUGUCUACUUCACUUCCAUGGAGGUAGAAUGAUCCUAGGAUCAGCCGAGAUUCAAGCAAAACCGCUAGCACAAUUGGUCAGCAUGACAACAGUUCCUGUGUUCAGCGUCAACUAUCGGCUAGCCCCAGAGUUCAAGGGAACUACUCCUGUACAGGACAGCUACACAGCUCUGCUCUGGCUACAUAGCAAAGCACAGGAAUUCAAUAUCAACCCAAGGAGAAUCGGUGUGAUGGGUGAGAGCGCAGGCGGGGGUAUCGCGGCUGGUGUUGCGCUUAUGGCUCGAGACAAAAGAUUAAAUCCGGGGCUGGCGAAACAGGUCCUAAUCUAUCCGAUGAUCGAUGACUGCAACAUAAUUCCCAACAAAGCGAUCGAACCUCUUGCAAUUUGGAAGACCACGGAUAACACCACAGGUUGGGCUGCGCUUCUAGGCGAUGAAGCAGGGAAACCCGAGGCAGUUAGCAUCUCCUAUUAUUCAGCUCCUGCUCGGGCUCCAAGUCUAGCUGGUCUUCCACCAAUAUUUAUCGAUGUUAGAUGCCUUGAUAUCUUCUUACAGGAGAAUAUCAAAUACGCUAUAAGACUACUGGCCGAGAAUAUCCCAACCGAGCUACAUGUGUAUCCAGGCUUGCCUCAUGGCUUCGAGUUGAUCGCACCUAACAUCACCGCUACAAAGAAGGCCGAAGAGAAUCGUUACAGAGCUAUACUAGGCAUUUAA